AUGAGGUCUCCCUGCCUUCUGCUCCUGCUCGCCUGCUUCCUCCUCGGCCAGAUCACCCCCGGGGCCGGCCUCACGGGGCUGGGACACAGGUCUGACCAUUACCUGUGCGUGAAGAACGGUGGCUUCUGUCUCUAUUCCGAAUGCCCGAAGAACACCAAAGUCGAGGGCAGCUGCUACAACAAGAUGGCCAACUGCUGCAAAUAGACUGGGAGGCCGGGCGGAGGGGGCCCGGAAA
Molecule: messenger RNA, 235 nt
Organism: Perognathus longimembris pacificus (Pacific pocket mouse)
Lineage: Eukaryota; Metazoa; Chordata; Mammalia; Rodentia; Heteromyidae
Gene: Defb1
Product: defensin beta 1
Exons: 2
Coding region: 1-204 (67 amino acids)
Biological process (GO): innate immune response in mucosa; defense response to Gram-negative bacterium; defense response to Gram-positive bacterium
Cellular component (GO): extracellular region
Molecular function (GO): CCR6 chemokine receptor binding
Source: RefSeq, a predicted model, not a curated record